UUUGUUCGUAAAAAAAACUCGACGCGCUCGGUUGCGGAGCGGAUUGUGUGUUGUUUUUAGCCGCCAACCGCUCGGAAAAUUCGAAAACUCUCGUAAAAACUUGGUAACUAAAGUGCGACCAACCAGAAAUGCAUUAGUUUGUGCAUAAAAGUGACAAAUAACGACAAAUAGCAACUAAUAGCGACAAGUUGUGACAAAGAAAGCCGAGUUCGGGGCGGCGUUUUCUUUAAUUCUGUGUUUCGGUGUUUUACUCCCAAGCCUAUAACUAAACGUAAACAGUGUUUAAUAAUUGUCCAAAUUGUUCGGAUUAAAAGUCAAGCAAUUAUCAGUGCUAAAUAAAAAUAAACAAAAAUCGGAAUCAAAUUGGAUUAUCGCGGAGCAGAGAAGAAAUAAGACUUGCCACAAGAUGUUGACUCGGCCUUUUUGUGGCUACUUCCACCUGCCUGAGUAGCUUCGAUAUUCCUCUACGUAGACGCAGGCACUUCCGGAUACUACCAAAUAGCUAUCAACAGAAGCAGCACUGCCAGUUGUGGAAGCCAGAUAUUAGACGGUUAUAUCAGAUAUAGACAAGAGAUCAAUAUAUAUAUAAAUAUAUAUAUUCGCCGCCGACGUCGACGCCUUGUUCUUCGCGAUUUCGUCGCCGUCAGCGUUCGCCGCCGACUGAGACGAAAGCUGCGAAGCAACGAGCGCCAGCGAAAGCCUCACCACGGACGCAUUUAUGGAUGCGGGCGGCCUGCCAGUCUUCCAGAGCGCCAGCCAAGCAGCCGUCGCCCAGCAGCAGCAACAGCAGCAGCAGCAACAGCAACAACACCUGAAUCUCCAGUUGCACCAGCAGCACCUGGGCCUUCACCUGCAGCAGCAACAGCAGCUGCAACUGCAACAACAACAGCAGCAACAGCACAAUGUCCAGGCGCAGCAACAGCAGCAGAUCCAAGUGCAGCAGCAACAACAACAGCAGCAGCAGCAACAGCAACAACACUCGCCCUACAAUGCCAAUCUGGGAGGAGGAGGCGGCAUUGCUGGAAUCCCUGGCGGCAACGGAGCUGGCGGCCCUGCAAAUCCUGGAGCGUUACCCUCGGCACCCGGCGAGUCCGGAAUGCCAGCCAAGAGGCAACCCAUCGUUGACAGGCUGCGACGCCGCAUGGAAAACUACCGGCGGCGUCAGACGGACUGUGUGCCGCGUUAUGAGCAGGCAUUUAGCACCGUUUGCGAGCAGCAGAAUCAGGAGACCACCGCCCUACAGAAGCGCUUCCUUGAGAGCAAAAACAAGCGGGCGGCCAAGAAGACAGACAAAAAGCUGCCGGAUCCCUCACAGCAGCAGCAGCAGCAGCAACAACACCAGCAGCAUCAGCAGCAGCAACACCAGCAGCAUCUUCAGCAGCACCAGACCAUGUUAGCCGGACAGCUGCAGAGCAGUGUUCAUGUGCAACAAAAAUUCCUGAAACGACCUGCGGAGGAUGUUGACAAUGGCGCUGACAACUUUGAGCCGCCGCACAAAUUGCCCAAUAACAACAACAACAAUAGCAGCAAUAGCAACCAAAAUAACAACAACGGCAAUCCGAAUGCCAACAACAACAACAAUGGUAAUGGCAACAACAAUACCGGCGGCAACAACAACACGAACAAUGCGAAUAGCAACAACAACAAUAAUGGCAAUGGCAAUGGCAAUACUAACAGCAACAACAACAACGGCUCGGAAAAUCUAACCAAAUUCUCAGUGGAAAUUGUACAGCAACUGGAGUUCACCACAUCAGCGGCGAAUUCACAGCCGCAGCAGAUCAGCACGAAUGUCACAGUGAAGGCGCUGACCAACACUUCGGUGAAGAGCGAACCAGGAGUUGGUGGAGGAGGCGGUGGUGGUGGCAACAACGGAGGAGGAGGCGGUACGAACAAUAACGGUGGGGGUGGUGGCAACGGCAACAACGGAGGCGGCGGAGGAGGCGGUGAUCAUCACCAACAGCAGCAGCAGCAGCAAGGCGGCGGACUGGGAGGCCUCGGCAAUAAUGGAAGGGGCGGAGGACCCGGUGGCAUGGCCACGGGUCCCGGCGUUGGUGUUGGCAACCUUGGAGUCGGCGGUAACCUAGGCAACCUGGGUCUGCCACCCAAUAUGAUGUCUGCCCAACAAAAGUCCGCCCUCGGCAAUCUGGCCAAUUUGGUGGAGUGCAAACGAGAGCCGGAUCAUGAUUUUCCCGAUCUUGGUUCCCUGGACAAGGAUGGCGGCGGUGGGCAGUUCCCCGGCUUCCCCGAUCUCCUCGGCGACGAUAAUUCGGAGAACAACGACACCUUCAAGGAUCUCAUCAAUAACCUGCAGGACUUUAAUCCCAGUUUCCUCGACGGCUUCGAUGAGAAGCCGCUGCUGGACAUCAAGACCGAGGAUGGCAUCAAGGUGGAGCCGCCAAAUGCCCAGGAUCUGAUCAAUAGCCUGAACGUAAAGUCGGAGGGUGGAUUGGGUCAUGGCUUUGGCGGCUUUGGCCUCAAUCUUGGCGAUAAUACAGGUAUGAAGAUGCGUGGCGGCGGCAAUCAGGGUGGAGGAGGAGGCUUUCCCAAUGGCCCCAACAAUGGCGGCGGAGGAGGAGGCAAUGUGGCUUCCAAUGUGGCUCCCAACUCUGCCGGCAACUCUGGUAAUCUCAUGUCCGAGCAUCCGCUGGCCGCUCAGACACUCAAGCAAAUGGCCGAGCAGCAUCAGCACAAGAAUGCCAUGGGCGGAAUGGGUGGUUUUCCGCGUCCACCUCAUGGCAUGAAUCCCCAGCAGCAGCAGCAACAGCAGCAGCAGGCUCAGCAACAGGCGCAACAGCAGCAGCAUGGCCAGAUGAUGGGACAAGGUCAGCCGGGUCGUUACAAUGACUAUGGCGGCGGCUUUCCCAAUGACUUUGGUCUAGGUCCCAACAACCCCCAGCAGCAGCAGCAGCAACAACAACAGCCGCAGCAGCAACAUUUGCCGCCUCAGUUCCACCAGAAGGGUCCUGGUCCCGGAGCUGGAAUGAAUGUGCAGCAGAGCUUCCUGGACAUCAAGCAGGAGCUGUUUUAUUCCUCUCAAAACGACUUCGAUCUCAAGCGUCUGCAGCAGCAGCAGGCCAUGCAGCAGCAGCAGCAACAGCAGCAACAUCACCAGCAGCAGCCCAAAAUGGGAGGUGUGCCCCAGUUCAACAAGCAGCAGCAGCAACAGCAACAGGUGCCGCAGCAGCAGCAAUUGCAACAGCAGUACUCGCCCUUCAGCAACCAGAAUGCCAAUGCGGCGGCCAACUUCCUUCGCGGCCCCAAUGGCAAUCAGCAGCCAGGCAACCUGCCGCAGCAGCAGCAACCUGGCGGCGGCCCACAGCAACAGCAGCAGCAGCAACAACAGCAGCAGCAGCGCAAUGGCAAUGGGCAGCAAAACAAUCCAAACAACGGCCCUGGCGGCAAUGCCGGCAACACGCCGCAGCAGCAACAGCAGCAGGCAACCACCACCACGCUGCAGAUGAAGCAAACGCAGCAGCUGCACAUAAGCCAGCAGGGAGGAGGAGCCCAUGGCAUUCAGGUGUCCGCUGGUCAACAUCUCCACCUGAGUGGCGACAUGAAGAGCAAUGUUUCUGUGGCUGCCCAGCAAGGUGUCUUCUUCAGCCAGCAGCAGGCGCAGCAGCAGCAGCAGCCCGGCGGCAACAAUGGACCCAAUCCCCAGCAGCAACCGCAUGGCGGUAAUGCAGCUGGAGGCGUGAAUGUGGGUGUAGGCGGCGUGGGCGUGGGCGUAGGAGUGGGCAAUGGCGGCCCCAAUCCCGGACAGCAGCAACAGCAGCAACCAAAUCAAAACAUGAGCAAUGCAAAUGUUCCCUCCGAUGGCUUCUCGCUCUCCCAAAGCCAAAGCAUGAACUUCAACCAGCAGCAACAGGCAGCGGCAGCAGCAGCAGCAGCUGCGGCGGCGCAACAGCAACAGGCAGCCGCCCAGCAGCAGCAGCAGCAGGUGCCGCCCAAUAUGCGCCAGCGUCAGACGCAGGCCCAGGCAGCGGCUGCAGCAGCGGCGGCAGCAGCAGCGCAGGCGCAGGCGGCGGCCAAUGCCAGCGGUCCCAAUGUCCCGCUCAGCAUGCAGCAGCCGCAGGUCGGAGUGGGAGUGGGAGCAGGGCUUGGUCCUGGCCUGGGAGUCAAUGUGGGCAAUGGCGGCGUGGUGGGCGGACCUGGAGGACCCGGUGGCCCCAACAAUGGUGCAAUGAAUCAGAUGGGCGGACCCAUGGGCGGCAUGCCGGGCAUGCAGAUGGGUGGACCCAUGAACCCGAUGCAAAUGAAUCCGAAUGCCGGAGGACCCAAUGCCCAGCAGAUGAUGAUGGGCGGCGGCAAUGGUGUGGGUGGACCUGGACCUGGUCCCGGUGGUCCUGGUGGACCCAAUCCCAACCAGGCCAAGUUCCUGCAGCAGCAGCAAAUGAUGCGGGCCCAGGCCAUGCAGCAGCAGCAGCAGCACAUGUCCGGCGCCCGACCACCGCCGCCCGAGUACAAUGCCACCAAGGCGCAGCUGAUGCAGGCCCAGAUGAUGCAGCAGACGGUGGGCGGUGGCGGCGUAGGUGUUGGUGUAGGCGUGGGCGUUGGAGGCGUCGGAGGAGUGGGCGUGGGUGGAGCCAAUGGCGGACGCUUUCCCAACAGCGCUGCCCAGGCGGCGGCCAUGCGGCGCAUGACCCAGCAACCCAUACCUCCCUCCGGACCCAUGAUGCGGCCCCAGCAUGCGAUGUACAUGCAGCAGCAGCAGCAGCAACACGGUGGAGCAGGCGGCGGUCCUCGAGGCGGUGGCAUGGGUGGACCCUAUGGCGGCGGAGCGGGACCCAUGGGCGGUGGUCCGCAGCAGCAACAGCAGCGUCCUCCUAAUGUCCAGGUAACGCCCGAUGGCAUGCCCAUGGGCUCGCAGCAGGAGUGGCGGCACAUGAUGAUGUCGCAGCAGCAGCAGAACCAAAUGGGCUUCGGCGGACCCGGCGGACCCAUGCGGCAGGGUCCCGGUGGCUUCAAUGGAGGCAACUUCAUGCCCAAUGGGGCUCCCAAUGCGGCUGGCAACGGACCCAAUGCCGGCGGCAUGAUGUCCGGCCCGCAAGUGCCCCAAAUGCAGAUGACCCCAGCCCAGAUGCAGCAGCAAUUGAUGCGCCAGCAACAGCAGCAGCAGCAGCACAUGGGCGGACCUGGUGGCGGCAACAACCAAAUGCAGAUGCAGCAGCUCAUCCAGCAGCAGCAACAGGCGGGAGGCAACAGCAUGAUGGCCAGCCAAAUGCAAAUGUCCAGCAUGCACAUGACUCAGACGCAGCAGCAGCAGCAGAUCACCAUGCAGCAGCAGCAGCAGUUUGUGCAGAGCACCACCACCACGACGCACCAGCAGCAAAUGCAGAUGCAAAUGGGUCCCGGUGGCGGAGGAGGAGCAGGCAAUGGCGGUGUGCCGGCCAGUAACAAUAAUGGUGGCGGAGGAGGUGGCUCGGCGGUUGGUGGGAAUGGAGGUGGUGGCAACUCCACCACGACCAUUGCCAGCGCCAGUUCCAUAAGCCAAACGAUCAACUCGGUGGUGGCCAACUCGAAUGAUUUGUGUCUCGAAUUCCUGGACAACCUGCCGGUGGAUAGUAAUUUCUCCACGCAGGAUCUGAUCAAUUCCCUCGACAAUGACAACUUCAAUCUGCAGGAUUUCAAUAUGCCGUAGAUGCAGCCACUGGCCACCACCUUCAACCUCCAACCACCAUAACCAUAACCACCACGAUGUUGCCUCAGUUUUGUUUAGGUUUUAUUUUGUAUUUUUUUUGUUGCCACACUGUUGUUGUUACUGCCCCCCCGCCCCGUUCCGCCACCCACCCGCGUUCCUGCCAACGAAAGUUAUUUUGUUUGUUAUAUAUUUGUGUGUGUGAGAGAGAGUGUGUGUGUGUGCGAGUGUGAAUUUAUUCCUAAGCCAAGUUCGUUCGUUCAUCUCUAAAUGUACUCCAACUUCCGCGGGCUCCACUGUAUUGUAUUUCGUAAUUGUAAUUGUAAUUUUAUGUAUUAUUAGCCAGAGAUAUAGAGAGAGAGAGAGCUGUUCCCAAGGUCCAAGGCAGGCGUUUGCGUGGAGCCUGUGGGCGUGGCACAAGCCACACAUUCCAUUUAAUGAAAAAGUAAAACAAAGAAAAAUUAGGGAAAUUCGAAAAGUAUUUGCAAGUACUUUAAAAAUCCACAAGAAACCGAUUUACACAGACAGAAAAAACUUAAGCACUUGUACUUAAAGCUAAUUUUGAGUGCCACGCCCACAAGUAACGCUGUGCCCCGCCCCUUUUUCGUUUCGAUUACUUAAGCAGCAGCAAAAAAGAGAUAAGCAGAAACGCAAAAAGAACCAACAAAACAAAACGAAAAACAAAAAUACGAGAAAAAACACA
Molecule: messenger RNA, 6338 nt
Organism: Drosophila kikkawai
Lineage: Eukaryota; Metazoa; Arthropoda; Insecta; Diptera; Drosophilidae
Gene: mam
Product: neurogenic protein mastermind
Biological process (GO): chromosome segregation; CENP-A containing chromatin assembly; Notch signaling pathway
Cellular component (GO): nucleus; chromosome, centromeric region; chromatin
Molecular function (GO): transcription coactivator activity
Source: RefSeq, a predicted model, not a curated record